AUGGCGGGAGUGGGAGUGUGGGUGACACUGCUGGCUGCGGCCCUGAUGUUCUCCGGCGCCGUGCUGGGGAGCUCGCCGCUCGUGGGGGCCCCGAGGACCGUCGCCAACCCCGAAAACAGCGAGGGCCUGCAGCGGGCCCUGCGGUUCGCUAUGGAGGAGUACAACAAGGCCAGCAACGACAUGUACGCCAGCAGGGUGGUGCGGAUCAUCAGUGCCAAGGAGCAGGUGGGUGCUGGGGCGGCCCCGGCCCCUCGUCGGGACGGGCUU
This is a messenger RNA of Leptosomus discolor (cuckoo roller), 267 nucleotides long. Lineage: Eukaryota; Metazoa; Chordata; Aves; Leptosomiformes; Leptosomidae. The record is from RefSeq and is a predicted model, not a curated record.